Molecule: messenger RNA, 1434 nt
Organism: Guillardia theta CCMP2712
Lineage: Eukaryota; Cryptophyceae; Pyrenomonadales; Geminigeraceae
Exons: 8
Coding region: 1-1434 (477 amino acids)
Molecular function (GO): monoacylglycerol lipase activity; short-chain carboxylesterase activity
Source: RefSeq, a predicted model, not a curated record
AUGGCGGACGCAGCGAGCAAGGGCAAGGAUGUGCAGGAGGAAUCUUUUGGAGAGAAGAACGGGGUCGAAGACGACAGGAAGGAGAGUGGAAGCGAUUCGCAGAGUGAGUUGAGCUUCUGGUCUUUGAUCGAGCUCUUGAGCCCUCUAUCGCCGAUGGCAUCGUCGAUGGCGGAGAGGACGGAGGACUCGAAGAAGAAGAAGAAGAAGAUCCCCUACGGGUUCAGAGAAUCCUUAGUCCCCGAAGAUUAUGUCCCUCCUCCCAAGAAGCAUCCCAUCGUCUUCGAGGGCUCAAUGAUCGGCAAAGAGCUGCACGUGAGGAACUUUCAUCGGCACUUUGCUUGUUACCAACCGACGGACUUCAACGAAGCGCUUGUAAACGAACUGGAGAAGCUCGGAGAGUACAAGCUGCCAGCAUGGUACUCCUCGAUGCUAUGCAGUGCAGCACCGACUCUGGUGGAGCACUCAGUCAAGUAUGAGAGAGUGGAGCUGUACGACAGCUCGGGAGGGCUUCUUGCCGUCGACUGGGCCUUCCCUGAGGCGAACGACUGCUGUCCUGACGGAGAACCCUCGAGCGAGUGUGUUCUCUGUGUGUUCCCAGGACUGGCUGGGCACAGCGACAAAGAUUACAUCCGCAGCUUCGUCAAGAGAAUCCUGACGGCCCUCAGGUGGAAAGUGUGUGUGCUGAACUGGCGAGGGUUCAACUGCCCGCUGAAGAACGGGAAGGUGUCGAGUCCCGUGGACCUGACGGACAUGACCAUGACGAUCUACCAUGCCUCCAAGCGGUUCCCCACCUCUCCGAUCUUCGCUGCUGGGUUCUCGAUGGGGUCAAAUCAGCUAGUCAAGUACAUCGGGAUGAACGCGGAGGAUCACAUGCUGACCGCUGCCUUGUCGGUCUGCAACGGGUUUGAGUACGAGCUUCACCUGCAGCGGCUGGAGCAAACUCCGCUAGGAGAGCAGGUCUACAGCCGGGGGAUGACGUACCUCCACCAGGAGUACCUCAGGAACUACGGGGAGGAGCUGCGGGAGCACGUCGAGGGCUUCGAGCUGGAGAAGGCGCUUGCUGCUGCGAAGCACUCGGAGCUGGACGAGGUGCUGGUGAAGCAAGUGUACGGCUACCACGACAUGCAGGAGUACUACAAUCAGGUUGCAAGCCGGCCCUUCAUCUCCAAGGUCAACAUCCCCCUGCUCUGCCUCCAGUCCAGCGACGACCCGCUCUUCACGGAAGGAGACUGGAGGCACGUGCUGCCGGUGGAUGAGCUGCAUGACAACAAGCACAUCGUCUACUUUGAGAGCGAGUACGGCAGUCAUCUCAACUUCGUGGAGGCCACCAUCCAGCAAGGGCUGCUGCGUGAGGAGUACACGUUCUGCGAUCGAGCGGCAGAAGCGUUUUUCCGCUUUGCUUCGAGCACCUCGGAUCGAAAGAUUUUGUUCUAA